UUGCCCUCAUUAAACAUGGAUUCCUCGGUUUUCCCCAAGCAUACUGAAGCCGUUUGCCAUCAAACAGGAGCAUUCGCGACUGCCUACAAGAACCGAAACUGUUUAUACACCGAACCUGGAGACCAGCCGACGGGCAUAAUACGGACUAAAGCGAUGGCGAGAAAAAAAAGCAAGCAGCAGGGCGUCGGGGCCAAGGAUUUAGUGUCGGGACAGCAGCAGCAGAGCCUGUCGAAGAAGCCCAGCGAUGCAGGAGCAGCAGCAGCAGCAGCAGCGGCGGCAGCAGGAGGCGGCGCUGGCGGUGGAGGAGAUGCAGGAGCGAGCAGGACCAAUCAGUCCAUGCACACCUGCUGCUUGCUGUGCCAUCGGGAGUUUAAAGACUGGGGGGCAGGCCAGGUGAACGGGCUCCCCAGUCAUGGGUCCAAACUGGCAGAGGCUGUACCUGCGCUCUCCCAGGCUCUGCUGAGGGAGGUUCCAGGCCGCAAGCUGGCAGAUGCCGUGCCUUCGCUCUCCCAGUCACUGUUGGGUGAAGUGCCGCUGUGGAUCUGCCAGAGCUGCAGGAAGAGUGUGGAAGAGGAGGAGAGGAGAACGAUUCAGGAGCAAACUGCGCAAGUGCUGCUGUCCCACUCGUCCUCGUGUAAGUCUCAGAGCUGUGGGAAUGGUUAUCCUGAGCAUAGCUCGGUGGAUUGGGACCCCAGCUCCUUCCUCUCCGCGCGCAAACUGUCUGGCCUGUGGAACUCGGCUCAUUCUAAUGGAGGAUCUCAAUGCAACCACAGCACAGCUACGCUUUCGCAAAGCGGAACGGUGGGACCAGCUUGCCAUGAGAAGAGAUCUUCUCAUGACGCUCCCGGGAAGGCUGCCAAAACAUUCGGGAAUAAAGUCUGUCCCUACAGUCAUCCCGCAUCCCAGAAUUCCAAUGUGGCUUCUCCUGGGACACUGUCUGCCUCCACUGAUCUAUGUAAGACCAACCCCAAGCACUUCAAGACAAUGUGUCGACGACCAACUCCUCCAGGUGAGGCGUUCCACCCAAAUGACCACCACCAAGCUGCAGACCUGUCAGUGCCACCCAACAGUCCUACGGGUCUCUCAUCCCAGCAUUCCUCGCUGCUGCCUCCCAAGCAAAACUCCAGUCAGCAUGUUCACAUCAACUCCACUAGUUCGGGGCUGCCUUCGCACGCUCCCUUCUCCCCGCUGGUACCAAACAUUCACGCUCCUGCAGCUAAGCACUCGAGUGGGGCGGACAGUCCGGUGGCCCUACACAAGCCCAGCGGCUGCAAGAACUCCCACAUUCCCACUGUUAACACACAACACAGCAAACUCAGCAACUCGCUCUUAGGGUGCAGUCACCCAUGCAACGGUCACAGUAACGGCAGCUCUGUAGCCUCCUCCAAUGCUGGCCAUCUAACGUCUGGGGCAUGCAGGGACCAAGCGUGUAAAGGGCACAAGUUGCCCAACGGGUCUUUGUGUCACGCCCAACCCUGUGAGCUUGAAGAAGGAGAUGAUGAGGACAGUAGCUCGGAGCGUAGCUCUUGUGCUUCCUCCACCAAUCAGAAGGACGGGAAAUACUGUGACUGUUGCUACUGCGAGUUCUUUGGCCACAACGCGCCCCCGGCCGCCCCCACCAGUCGGAACUAUGCUGAGAUCAGGGAGAAGCUUCGGUCCAGGCUGACCCGCCGUAAAGAGGAACUUCCUCAGAGGCAGGAUCUAGAUCCGGCGGCACCGAGUGCCAUAGACCAUCGAGACGUGAACGAACUCCUGGACUUCAUCAACAGCACAGAGCCCAAGCCUGUCAACAGUGCCAAGGCUGCAAAACGGGCACGGCACAAACAGAAGAAAAAGGUGCACUGUUCGUUUUCCAAUUUAGUUUUGUGUAUAAAUGUCCGGAAAAGAGAUCAUUACAAAUUCAGAAAAAAAGCUGAAGCUCGAAAGGAGUCUGCCAAGGAGAAACAAUUGAAAGAGGAAGAAAAGAUUCUGGAGAGCGUGGCCGAAGGCAGAGCUCUAAUGUCUGUGAAGGAAAUGGCCAAAGGUAUCACAUAUGAAGACCCAAUAAAAACAAGCUGGAAAGCGCCACGUUACAUUCAUGGCAUGCCAGCAGCGCGGCAUGAACGUGUACGGAAGAAGUACCACAUUCUUGUUGAAGGUGAAGGCAUUCCACCACCCAUUAAGAGCUUCAGAGAGAUGAAGUUUCCUCAGGCCAUCCUUAAAGGACUGAAGAAAAAAGGAAUCAUUCACCCGACACCCAUUCAGAUUCAGGGAAUACCAACCACUCUCUCUGGCAGGGACAUGAUUGGCAUUGCUUUCACCGGCUCAGGGAAAACUCUGGUUUUCACGCUGCCCAUCAUUAUGUUUUGUCUGGAGCAGGAGAAACGGCUACCCUUCUGUAAGAGAGAGGGACCCUAUGGCCUCAUCAUCUGCCCUUCUAGAGAGCUGGCGAGACAGACACAUGGUAUCAUUGAAUACUACUGUAAACUCCUAGAGGAUGAAGGGGCUCUUCAGUUGCGCUGUGCCCUGUGUAUUGGGGGCAUGUCUGUCAAAGAACAGAUGGAGGUGGUAAAACGCGGGGUGCACAUGAUGGUGGCCACUCCAGGCAGACUGAUGGACCUGCUGAACAAGAAGAUGGUGAGUCUGGAUAUCUGCCGCUAUCUGGCUCUGGACGAGGCUGACAGGAUGAUUGACAUGGGUUUUGAGGAGGACAUCAGGACCAUCUUCUCUUACUUUAAGGGUCAGAGACAAACACUGCUUUUCAGUGCCACUAUGCCCAAGAAGAUUCAGAACUUUGCCAAAAGUGCUUUAGUGAAACCUAUCACCAUUAAUGUGGGCAGAGCUGGAGCUGCAAGCUUGGAUGUCAUCCAGGAAGUGGAAUAUGUCAAAGAAGAGGCCAAAAUGGUUUAUCUCCUGGAGUGUCUCCAGAAGACCCCACCGCCGGUAUUAAUAUUCGCUGAGAAGAAAGCAGAUGUAGAUGCCAUACACGAGUAUCUUCUGCUGAAAGGUGUGGAGGCGGUGGCUAUUCACGGUGGAAAAGACCAGGAAGAGAGAACGAAAGCCAUUGAGGCAUUCAAAGAGGAAAAGAAAGAUGUUUUAGUGGCUACUGAUGUUGCUUCGAAGGGUCUGGAUUUUCCAGCUAUCCAGCAUGUUGUCAAUUAUGACAUGCCCGAAGAGAUUGAGAACUAUGUCCACAGAAUAGGCAGAACAGGUCGAUCCGGAAAAACUGGAGUAGCCACAACAUUUAUCAACAAAGGAUGUGAUGAGUCUGUACUAAUGGAUCUGAAAGCUCUGUUGGUUGAAGCCAAGCAGAAGGUUCCUCCUGUGCUGCAGGUUCUCCAAAUGGGAGACGAGAUGAUGCUGGAUAUUGGAGGAGAGAGAGGCUGUACAUUUUGUGGUGGUUUGGGCCACAGGAUCACAGACUGUCCCAAACUGGAGGCCAUGCAGACAAAACAGGUCACCAACAUUGGCCGCAAGGACUAUCUGGCCAGCAGCUCCAUGGAUUUUUAAUGCUGUCUGCUACUUUGUCAUCAAAUCUUUCCAUGAGAGAGGCUCCUGUAUCAUGUCCGAUGUCAUUUUGUGCAAAAUGCAUUAUUCUUGGAACUCCACUUUUUUUUUUUUUAUCAGUGAAA
Molecule: messenger RNA, 3611 nt
Organism: Sinocyclocheilus grahami
Lineage: Eukaryota; Metazoa; Chordata; Actinopteri; Cypriniformes; Cyprinidae
Product: ATP-dependent RNA helicase DDX42-like
Exons: 23
Coding region: 16-3489 (1157 amino acids)
Biological process (GO): mRNA splicing, via spliceosome
Cellular component (GO): cytoplasm; nucleus
Molecular function (GO): RNA helicase activity; zinc ion binding; ATP binding
Source: RefSeq, a predicted model, not a curated record